CGGGAGGUUAGGUUGCGGACCGCGAGUGUUCCCCGCGAGUGCUCGGCGCACCGCGACGGUCGUCGACGGACGUCGGCAGCGGAUACGCGGGCGCGAGAUCGUCGUCGAGAAUAGGCGAGUAGUAGUUUAUCUUCUCCCCCCGUAUCCCGUCGUUUUCUCGCUCGCGGGCGAGCGUUCGCCGCGGGAGCAGGCGGUCAAAGUCGAUCGUUCUCGUCGUCGUCGCAGUAACGGGGGCGAGCCUCUCUCGCUACACCCCCUCGCUUCAACCCCCGCGCCAUCGUCUCUCAUCCCUUUUCAACGGCGUCUCAUCGUCGGUGCAGUCGGCUGUACCGCGUCGUCGGCUUUUACGUCGUUCGUGUGUGUAACAUCGCACCUGUCGUACCUGUCAAUACGCAGCUCCGAACGGAGGUGAAGAUAAGCCAACACCGUGUGUUCCCGGCCUAGUGACCUGACCUUGGAUCGGCCCGACCAGAGUUUCGCAUCCUCGACGUCGUCAUGUAUGGAUUUUGAACCUCCAUCUCUGAUAGAUCCCCGAGGAUUUGUGGAGCUAAACGCGACGCAAAAAGAAACUCCGAAAAUGUGAACGAGAAAUAAGAAAGGCAGAUGCCCAACAAGGCGCGGCCUCGUCAAGAGUGGUCUCCCAUAGAUGUCUUGUGGAUGUCCCGCUCCGCCAUGAGGCCGGCCGAGGGUGAUGCUUCAGAUUGCAUGCUGAUAGUCGGCGUAUCCAGGUCGAAGAUGGCCGUUGCUUUCCUGUCGAUCGCCCUGCUAUCUCUCUUCCUCACCUUCCACAUACUUUACGACAGCGCCGUUUACAGCCUCCACGCAGUCUCCGCCGUCGAAGGGCGCACGGUCGAGCUGGUCUCCCAGGUACGCGCAACGCCGCCGCUUCUUUUCUCCACCUCCAAGGUACACUUUCCGCGAACGAAUCGUCAUCUCCCCCAGGCCAUCAUAAUCGGCGUACGCAAAUGCGGGACGAGGGCGUUGCUGGAGAUGCUCUUCCUGCAUCCGCAGAUACAGAAGGCGGCCGGUGAGGUUCACUUCUUCGACCGUGACGACAAUUACGGGAAGGGUCUGGAAUGGUAUCGGCGCAAGAUGCCCUACUCCUUCAAGGGGCAAAUCACUAUCGAGAAGAGCCCGAGUUACUUCGUGACCCCAGAAGUGCCCGAAAGGAUACGCGCGAUGAACGGCAGCGUCAAGUUGCUGCUAAUCGUGCGGGAACCGGUCACCCGGGCGAUAUCGGACUACACGCAAUUACGUACGCACGCCGCGACCGCGUCCACGUUAAUCAACAACGGCACGCCGCAACAGCAGCAAUCAAUGGCGCGCACUUUCGAGGAGCUCGUUAUACGAGCCGACGGUACCAUUAACGAAUCCUACAGACCGGUUGCCAUCUCUCUCUACCACACCUAUAUGCACCGCUGGCUGGAGGUGUUCCCCAGGGAACAGAUCCUCAUAGUGAACGGUGAUCAAUUGAUCGAGGACCCGGUGCCGCAGCUGCGCCGAAUCGAGAAUUUCCUUGGGCUCGAAUCCCGCAUUGGCCGGCACAACUUCUAUUUUAAUCACACCAAGGGAUUUUACUGUCUGAGGAAUGAGACCUCGGAGAAGUGUCUGAAGGAGAGCAAAGGGCGCCGUCAUCCGCGCGUCAGUCCGAUGGUUGUGACGAAGCUGAGAAAAUUCUUCAACGAGCACAAUCAACGUUUCUACGAAUUGGUCGGCGAGGAUCUUGGCUGGCCGGAAGAAUAACCAUCGUGGAGAGGAACGACUUGUUCGUUAUCGACGCGGAUCGCGCGCGCAUCCAGUGGCGAGUACGAUCCUUUAACUAGAAUCGAAUAUCCUCCUGUCUCCAAUGAAGAAGAGAUACCGUUACCAAUCAGCAGUGAAAUUGAACACUGCGAGCCGAAUACAAGAUCCGAGCUGACGUCGAUGAAGAUUCUUCGGGAUUACAACAUCGUUUCCAUCAGCGAUACCUGACCUUUCUUCAGGGACACACUGAUCAAGGAUAAGUAGUUUAUUUGUUAAAAUAGUUAAUUUGUUUUCGAGAAAGAGAUGUCAACGGGCUGACAUUUCACGAGAGAGCAUCGACGGAUGUACGCGAAAUCAGCGUCUUGUUAUUGCAUUAUCAGUGUAAGCGUACGCGUAUACAAAAACGCGCACAUAAAUGUACACAAACAUACAUAUACACAUACACAUACACACAUAUACACACGAAGUUACAAUAACGCCGGCCAAAAUAAAAUAGAGACGCGGAUCCACGAGACAAACUACAAUCCCUUCGUGGAUCCACGCGGCAUACGGAUCACAUUGGUCCGUGACUUUACAUAUCAAUUUUACAUAUCGAUAGUUUACAUAUCAAUAGGUUAACUAGUUCGUACGACAAAGAUUGAAUAUUUUUAUAAUCCACAUUGGAAGUUGUUAUAUCGCUUAUGUCGUUAAGGAUAUUACGUAACGCGAGGGAUCUCUCGCGGCGAUCAAAAAAGAUCUAACGUUUUAUUUAUUGCAUGCACGAUCCACGCUAUCAUCAUAGAUAGGGGGAGAAAAAAAAGGGGGGGAAAGAAUGGGGGAAGGGAAAGGAAGGGAGGGAGGGAACGGAAUAAUUACGCCAAUUCGCUCUCUCGCGAAUAAGAAAAAUCAAAAGCAAACCGAACGAACGCGCAAUCUUUUAUUUUUCCGCUGUCUCUUCAACUUUAUUUCUUCCCUCUCGCGGAAGGACGCGAACCGUUCUUCCCCAUCGUUCUCUGACACUGGAUAGGACGGCGCAAGCGUUCCUCUGGGAAUACGAAGAGAAGUAGGGUGGAAUCCGACCAACCACUCGUCAACGGUAAAUGUAACGACUCUCACCGAGAGGCUACGCCGUAGAAAUCUUUAUAAUCGAUUAUUUUUCAAAUCCCGAUAGAGAGCUUAUAAAUGGCCGCGCAUAUAACGUUUUACAAAUACGUACACACUUACUUCUAACUAACUUUUACCGAAAGAGAUCGAACAGAAUGUUACGCGUGCGAUAAAAGUGACGUGAUAACGGAAACGUGUCAACGAUUUAUCUCGACGUCUUUUGCCGCCUGCGAAAGAGUUGUGAAUAAUUACGCGGAUAAUUAAUAAUUCGGCUCGACAUCGACGAAGGAUGAUGAACGUCCCGCGAGAUGGAAAUUGAGAUAUACGUCCUUUACGAUGUCUGUUCGCGGAUUUCCAAGAUGAAGACACGUUAAACCUCGCGAUGACGAAUUACAUCGUAGUAGUUUACGCUCUCGGGCGAAUUUUUACAAGAACUUUUAUAUCUCUUUCUUUCAGAUUUUUUUAGAUGUACGAAUGAUCGCUUGAUAAGAAUCGCUGAUAAAUUAACGCAUCUACUAAUCAUUGAGAACGCGGGGGAAAAACAGCGAGCGAUAUAAAAGAAGCGCGACAGCUUGUUACUUUGAACGACAAGUUUUUCUCUCGGAAGGAUAUAAAUAAUCUGCUUUACGGCGCAAGUGGAUCGUGCAUGAGCGUGCAAAGUGCAUCGUGCGUUAAUUCGUGCGAUAAAUAUGCGGUCGCUUAGGCUCCGUUUCAGGCGGCCGGGGAUCUCGGGAGUAAUUCGCGAUUCGAAGCCGAAUGCGUCAAUUUCCUUCGCUCCUACAGGUAAGGAGCUUCUUAACUUCUCAGCUUCUAACGUUUGACAUUUUUGCAAAAGAGAUACGGUAAGUUCAAGCCGGCGUAGAAAAUUCUGUUUGCGUCGAUUAAAUUACUUUCAACGACAGAAGAGAGAAUGUUUAUCUUUAGUACAGUGCGAGUGAGAUGACUGAACCUAGUUUUUAUUUAUAGCUAUUUGAAAGCGUUCGCUUUAUAUCCCGACCCCAUUAAUUAUCUCGCCUCCCGCAAUUUUCUUAGCCGCCAUGACGUUACACGUAGAGUUCGAUCAUCGGCUCCCAAAGUUUCCGAACUUACACAAUCUCGACAAUUUCUGGUCUCCCGAGCGGUUCAAAGAGAAUCGAUCUAUUUUUUGCCCGAGGACUCGGUUGUAUUUACAUAAGAGUUGUAAUUUUCAUCAAAAGGGCUUUGUUUUAUUUUGUUUCAAUUUUAUCCAAUUAAUUAACCGGUUCACGACUCCAUAAUUAUUACGCGGUUUCUUGAUUAAAUUUCGCUAAGAGAAACACUUGGAAGAAUUUUUCUUCACGUCUCUACCGCUUCCGCGAUGCACGAAAACUUUAAAAGUACAAGAAACAAAAAUUUUAUUUUGCUCGAAGAAUGAAUUAUGUUUCGUCGCACACUUUUUAAUCGCUCGCCUCGAAUAUUUCGUACAUAUAUAUCUUAAUUUUAAUUUGUGGAAAAGUAUAAAUCCUUUAUUUUUUAUUUUAUAUAAAUAAUUUAUUUCAAUUUAUAAAUCUUUUAAUUCUCUUUUUAAAUUA
This is a messenger RNA of Cataglyphis hispanica, 4376 nucleotides long. RefSeq names its product heparan sulfate glucosamine 3-O-sulfotransferase 5 (gene Hs3st-A). The record is from RefSeq and is a predicted model, not a curated record. The transcript has 5 exons. The coding region runs from base 604 to 1743 and encodes 379 amino acids. Lineage: Eukaryota; Metazoa; Arthropoda; Insecta; Hymenoptera; Formicidae. Gene Ontology annotation, molecular function: [heparan sulfate]-glucosamine 3-sulfotransferase activity.